Molecule: messenger RNA, 1629 nt
Organism: Pseudopodoces humilis (Tibetan ground-tit)
Lineage: Eukaryota; Metazoa; Chordata; Aves; Passeriformes; Paridae
Gene: HABP4
Product: hyaluronan binding protein 4
Biological process (GO): positive regulation of translational initiation; positive regulation of RNA splicing
Cellular component (GO): cytoplasm; nucleus
Molecular function (GO): RNA binding
Source: RefSeq, a predicted model, not a curated record
GCGGCGGCUGCCGGAACGCGGACAGGGGGCGGUCAGGGGAGGAGAGGCGGCCACGCGGAUGAUGACGGGGCUGGUGGGCAGCCCGGUGGCUGCCGUCAUGCAGGAGAACUUCGGGUGCUCCGUCGCCAAUCGCUUCUACCAGCUCCUGGACGACGAGUCGGACCCGUUCGACGUCCUGCGCGACGCCGAGCGCCGCCAGCAGCAGAAGAAGAAGCGUGACGAGGCGGUGGCCGCUGCCAGGAGAGCCGUGCCCGGCGGUCGGGCUGGCGGCGGCAAGAGGGACGCCCCUAAGGAGCGCAAGCAGCCGGAGGUCUCCCCUGGACUCUCCCCUGCGGCCCUGCCGCAGCCAGGCCCAAAGCGAGCACCCAGGCAGGGAGAACGACAAGGGUCUGCUAACGGAAGUACAGAGGGGAAGCAAGACAAAACUGAAUGGAGACCAUCUUUCAGGGAAUACUGUCCCUAUGGAACACAAAGACAAGUGGAAUUCUCAGUGGAACGACUAGUGGAAAGAUUAGACUAUGAAAGACCAGUAAGAGGUCGUGGUGGAGGAAGAGGCAGAAUGAGAGGCAGAGGAAGAGGUCGUGGAUUAAAUGGAAGUUCUGAUAGAUUUGACCAAAGAAGAAAACGGGAACCUGUAAGACAAAGUGGGCAUGAUAAAACUGGGACAGAACAGACUGCAUCUAUGGAGGAGACAGUGGAAACUCCUGAACAGCCAGGGACAUCUGAAGGAGAGCCUCUGAGCAAAGCUGCUGAAAGAGAGCCAAUGGAAGAAGUGGUUCAAGAAAUGACAUUAGAUGAGUGGAAGAAUCUUCAGCAACGGAAUCGACCAAAACCUGAAUUCAACAUCCGGAAGCCAGAAUCCACUGUUCCUUCCAAAGCAGUGGUUAUUCACAAGUCAAAAUAUAGUGACGAUUUGCGAAAAGAAGACUUUGAAGAUGAUUCUCAUGUCUUUCGAAAACCAGUGAAUGAUAUAACUUCUCAGUUGGAUAUUAAUUUUGGGAAUCUUCCUCGCCCUGGCCGUGGAUCAAGAGGAGCACGAGGUGGUCGUGGUCGUGGCAGAAGACCUGAAGAGACAGGACCUCGACCAGAAGUAGUGGUACAGCUUGUUCCUCCAAAUCCUGAUGAUCCUGAGGAUUUUCCAGCUUUAGCUUGAAGACCCAUUGUGAAUGGUGGUAUCUCAAAGUUGCUUUGUAACUAUGAAGAGACCAGUUCUAUGCUGGUGUGGAUUAAGGAAGCCUGUUUCCUUCUGAAAAGUUUUUUGGUGUUUGGUGUGGAAUGAUUGCAGCUGUCUGCUGAUAGAGUUGGGUUCUGGAAACAUGGGUGGACUGGGGUCCUGUCACAGGUUCCAAUGUCUGCCUCUAUUUGUGAAACUUAUGGGAAGGCUUACAGUACUUCCCUAUUAGGCUUCAAGUGAAGUUAAAGGGAAGAGUGUUUAAAAAUGUAUAUAUAGAGAUUAUAUCAAGUUCUCCAUGACACCAUGGUGAAAUGUAAACUGUACAACAUGAUCUACAACUGGGACUUAAUUUCACUGUACAUUUGAAAGCUGUUUCCUUUGGGUGAAGUGUAUAUUUCAGAUAGUUGCAAGUUGCAGUUCUUCAGAGUCUGGCAAAUAAAGAGAAGUGCACAUUG